This is a messenger RNA of Dentiscutata erythropus, 384 nucleotides long. NCBI's taxonomy places the organism in Eukaryota, Fungi, Glomeromycota, Glomeromycetes, Diversisporales, Gigasporaceae. The record is from the annotation of a GenBank genome assembly.
AUGAAAAUUAAGAUAUAUGGAUUAAGAAUUGAUUUUAUAAAAUCAACUUUUGUAUAUUAUAUAUACUUUGCUUCUUUAUUAUCAGAUCAACUAUGGGCUAUUUCUAAAAUAUCCACUGAAUGCAAAACUAUUAGAGCUGAAAAAAAAAAUUCUGAAAAAGUAGCUAAUACUAAUAGUGAAGAAGCCUCUAUUAAAAUAAUUGCAAUUAAUGAAAUUAAUAAUUAUAUUUCUAAUAUAAUUGACAGAUUAGAGCAUGAUACUGCUCUAUUUUCUGUUUUUUAUAUUAAACUUGAUGAACUUACUCUUAACUCCGUUGGUGUGGAUAUUAGAGUAAUGGCUAAACUAAUUAUUGAUGAAAUUGAAAAAGGGGAUGAUUUCAAUUGA